This is a messenger RNA of Suillus paluster, 2427 nucleotides long. RefSeq names its product transport protein Avl9-domain-containing protein. Bases 1 to 2427 code for a protein of 808 amino acids. The record is from RefSeq and is a predicted model, not a curated record. Lineage: Eukaryota; Fungi; Basidiomycota; Agaricomycetes; Boletales; Suillaceae. The transcript is spliced from 15 exons. Gene Ontology annotation, cellular component: cytoplasm.
AUGUCCAGCACGGAAAGGACUGAAUCAGACGGACACGUCGACACUGGUUUUGUUAUAGACGAUCACAGUGAACCCGAAGAUUCGGAUAAUGACGAAAACGACGAUGCCGAUGCCGAUACUGCUUCUCAGCGGUCAAUUUCUCUUUCAUCCCCUCCACGUUCGCCCGGACACGAACACAACACUGCUCUACACGCUCGGGAUUUCUUUCCAAGACUUGGAUCACAGGAAGACUCUCUAGAGAUUGACUUUAACUCAGAAACUGACGAUGUAAGCGACUCCUUCAGCGAGAGGAACGCUCGGCGAGCUAGCUCGAUUACAUCUGCGGCUCCGUCUGCAGCUCUGUUUGACGAACCGAAAUACAAUGGGGCACAUACUGUGACUUAUCCGCCAACUCCUUCGUCAGGCGCGACGGACGCAGAUUCAUUCACUUCGGCAGCUUCUUCAUAUUCAAAGAAAGCACGGCCGGAGUCUAUGUUGCUACAACCCCCUGAAGGCCCAUUAGUCUUGGGUAUCGCACUUGUAGACUUCAAUCAUCUGGUUGGUCCGAAAAUCGAGUUUUCCCAUGGCGAUAUUUUCCAGGAUGAGGAGAUCGUCAAGAUACUUCCUUUCUUGGCUCUUCCAGACGGCGCACAUCUGUCUCUAGAAGAUUACUCCUACUUUCAUCUUGUUCCCAAUGCCCCAAUACCGACCACGAUCUUUGGCAUCUCAUGCAAUCGCCAAAUACCAACUUCUGCAUUACUUGUUAAAGACGUAGACGUGACGCGGUCAAUCGUUCAAAAGGCUGUCGUAGUCCUGGCAUCAAAACCGGUAUUUGGCCCCAUUCGGGAUCGUUUAGGUGUCGUUACACGCGCAUUGUUUGAGCAACGGGACUUCUCGGACACCAGUAUUCUGGUAGAUUUUGGUGCUUCGCUAGAAAUCUCCCUUCGCACACAGCUGACGGAAAGCGGUUUAUACAUUGGUGGCCGAGAGUUUGUUCACAUCUUCCGCCAUCGCACGCUUGUUCUACUAAAAGCCCUCAUGUGUCAGAAAAAGAUUAUGUUCUUUGGUCACCCAGUGGAACGACUGUGUACUUACCAGUACUCGCUCAUAUCACUAAUUCCUGGCUUAUUGCAAACAUUGGAGGACUCUGGAUCUCCGCCUCUUGCCGCACGUGCACCAACACUUUCGUGUCCACAGUCGUUACGAACGUCAGAUCGCAAAAGUAUGAUGGCAUACAUGGGUCUACCACUAGAUAUUUUCGGAAAGGAUGCGUUUUUCCAACCGUACUUGCCCUUGCAACAGCUGGACCUUCUAAAGGAUUCGCAAGGCUGGCUAUGCGGGAGCACGAACAGCAUAGUGACUCAACAGAAGGAGAUUGAUUUACUUAUCAACACUGAAACAGCGAUACUAGAGUUUCGAAAUCCCGGGUUAGAACGGCUGAUGGGCCUAACAGCUGCUGACCGAAAAUGGAUGGAUGAGAUCGUUCGAGACGUCAACGAUGCUUGGGACGAUGCAGAUCCAACCAAGCCUGCGAUGCACUUCAAAGGGAGCGAUGAUUACCUGCGAGCGAAGUUCGAAGAGUAUGUUUCCGCUGCACUUGCAUCUGUUCGAUAUCGGGAGUUCCUUGCAAAAGGGAAGGUGAAUAAUGUGAUCAUUACUGGAACAGGAGAUGAUAACUCGAUCGACGACUUCAAUCCCCUUUGGAUCGCUGAGUUCACCAAGACGAAUGCAUAUGAUGUGUGGCAGAGGUCUACAGACCCUAUGCUCUUCGACAUCGUCGAGCCACGGCAUCCAUGCAAUGAGAAACCUUCUGUUGUUGCAGACAUCGGAAUCCGGUUGUCCGAAGGACUUCAAGAACUGAAACUGGAGCAACUAGCUCCAACCCGAGAAGCCAUCUCACGCACCAUCACCGCUAGCUCAACGAACUUCUUCAAAGCGGUCGAAGGCGUCCGUGGGCGGUGGCAGCAACGCACCGCCAGCUCUACUUCGUUCAACUCUGAUCUCACGAGCGGCACUUGUGAAACCCCGGUGGAGAUCUCAAAAUCUGAAGCGGAGCUGUCUUCGUCUGCCCUUUCUGAGGGAAGCAAGCUUACUUCAAAUAUCACUAGACAGACAUCGAGAGACUCCGUACCCGGUACACCCACACGUCCCGUAAGCGUCGCUCAAGCCGCGUCGGACGCAAAGGUAGCGUUGGGAAACUGGGGUGCAGGUAUCCAGUCUUUCUGGUCCGGUCGUGCAUCCCGGUUUUCCAUAUCCCGCUCGAGCAUUGCGAGUGUAGCAUCCACAGAUUCGUUAUCUACUUCCGGCACGGGACAACUUCCAACAUCACCAAUGCCGUCAUCACACUCGCACUCGCGCCCGAGUGUGGGCACAGUGGAGGAGGAAUCGGAACAUGAUUUUGAUCACACGGGAUACGAGUCGCAAGAGCCAGGUGGGAUCGCUCUUUGA